AUGCAUGACUUACUGCAUGAUUUGGCAUUGAAAGUUGGAUCGAAUGAUUGUCUUAGUUUACGUCUCUCUGAUGUUGGAUCAGCAGAAAUUCAGCCAUCCAUCCGUCACUUGUCUAUAAGCACAGAUGACUUAGGUGAAUAUGAUGCAGUAUCUGGUGAAAAAUUUAAGAGUGAAUUGGAAGAACUGAAGACAAGAUUGAAGGUUGAACAUUUGCAAAGUUUGAUGUUACUAGGAGAAAUGGAUGAAAAUUUCGCCAAGAUAUUUGGUGAUUUUUUGUGUGAAGCAAAUGCUAUUCGUGUUCUUUAUUUGCCCAGCAUGAUGUGUCCCGCGGACUCCAUGUUACAUAACUAUUCAAGACUUGUCCGCCUACGAUACCUAUAUCUAGGGACAGAAGACAACAAGAUGCAUUUACCACAGAACAUCUCUAAAUUUUAUCAUUUAAGGAUUCUAGAUCUUGAGUCGUGGGAUGGCAGUUGUGAUUUGCCUGAAGACAUGAGCAACCUUGGCAAAUUGUGCCAUUUUUAUGCCCCAGGUGAUGAUGAGAUUCAUUCUGAUAUUUGUAAUGUGGGAAAACUUAAACUCUUAGAAGAGUUAAAAGUAUUUCGAGUCAGUAAAAAAAGCCAAGGAUUUGAAUCAAAGCAACUAGAGCAUUUGACCAAGCUAAGGGAGCUUGGCAUAUACAACCUUGAGAAGAUACAUACAGUAGAAGAAGCAGCUCAAGCAAAACUGUUGGAGAAAAAAUACUUGAGGAGGUUAACAUUGGACUGGGAUAGUGAGCGGUCUAGUGUUGAGCCUGGUGUGGAAGCGGCGGUUCUUGAGAGCCUUCAACCACAUGGAGAUCUUCAAGUAUUGUGCAUUAGAGGGCACAGAGGCCCUUCUUGUCCAGCAUGGCUGGGUGAUCAGCUUGUUGUUGAAGCUCUGCAAUCUCUUUGGCUUGAUGGUGUUUCUUGGGAGGUUUUCCCUUCUUUAGGGAAGGCGUGGGAUCUUCGUGAACUGAGGUUGGAGAAUAUUGCCGGACUAAAAGAGGUUAUCAUGGAGAAAAGUUUCUGCAUGCUAAUAAAGCUUGAACUCAUUGGGCUAGGAAGUUAUGAAAAAUGGGUUUACCCAGCUGAACAAGAUUCUUCUAUAGGUGGAGACUUGUUGCCACCGGAUGCUCAUAUAUUCCCUCUUUUGCAAGUUCUGAUCAUUAGGAAGUGCCCAAAACUGUUGGGGUUGCCUUUCUCAAACCACAUUGUUUUUCCAGAUUGGUUCCCUAAGCUACAAGAGCUUGAAGUAUGCGACUGUCCAGAAUUUUCGUCAGUGAUUCCCACGUCCUGGAUUGAGAGUCUGCGUCGUGUCAUGAUUGAACGUGUCAAGCUACUGAAGAGGUUUGCGUACUCAAAAUUAUCUGAUGGAGCAGAAUUGAAAAUCAUUGGAUGGGGUGAUUUGCAAAGCUUAGAUCAACUGUUAGUUUUUGAUAAGGAAACAUGUAUGGAGAAGCUGACACUCGAUAGCUGCCCACCUCUGGAGUUGAAGCACCUUCUGAAGUUAACCUCGCUGAAGAAAUUAAUUGUAGAAAAUUCACUUAGUCUGGUUGAACCACUAGGAGGUCAGGGUGAUGUGGAAUGGCAGCUCCCUGUUGAGCAUAUCAAGGUCUAUGGUUUAAAUGGUAAUAGUGGGAAGGAAUUGACAGAGCUACUCCCUCACCUCCCAAGGCUCUCCAUAUUGAAUAUAUGGAAGUGUAAAAACAUAAAAAAGCUGGUAGUGGGGGUGGAUGUGCAACAGACAACAUCAGCAGCAUCAGAUGAAAUAACAAGACCAUCAGAGGAAGAGGAUGAUGGGGUGCUGCUCUUACCAGCUCAGGUCUUUGACUCACUACGGGAAUUGGAUUUCUUUGGCUGCCCAGAGCUGGUCCUGGUGGACCCACCAACUCUUGUUCCCGGAGGAGGAGGUCUCCAAGCCUUGCGAUCCCUCCAGAGUUUAUUAAUAGUGUGGUCCCCAAAGUUUCUAUCCGCCUUCUCGUUUUCCUGUCACAUUUUUCCUUCCUCCCUGCAAUACCUGGAGCUUACUGUGAAAGGCAUGGGGACGCUGGAGCCCCUCGCAAACCUCUCCUCUCUUACCAGAUUAAGUUUGGAAGGUUGCGGACAGGAUCUCAAGUGUCAGGGUUUGCGGUCUCUUCUUACCAACGGAGGCCAGCUCAACAAAUUAAUAGCCCGUGGCAGCCCUAGGUUCUUUGCUGGUUGGGAUCCCAAUCCCAGACGGACUUUGGAGGACGUUAAAGGAGGAGAAGAGCAACCGACGCAGCUUGUUUCAUCCACACUGCAGGAGCUUUGUACAGAUGACAUAAGGGGACUCCUUGCUGCACCGAUCUGCAGCUUCCUUUCUUCCUCCCUCACCAAGCUGGAACUUCGUGGGUAUGGGUCUGAAGGGAUGGAGCGCUUCAGCAAGGAGCAAGAGGACGCCCUUCAGCUCCUCUCCUCCCUCCAGAAACUUCAGUUUAUGCAUUUUGACGAUCUUCAGCAACUCCCUACAAGGCUGCGCAACCUUACCAGCCUCAAGAUAUUAUCAAUCUACCGCUGUCCAGCCAUCUCGUCAUUGCCCAACGACGGCCUCCCUAAAUCACUUCAAGAGCUAGUUGUUGGAUACAUGUGCAGCGAGGAGCUAAGACAGCAUUGCAGGGGGUUAGAGGGAACCAUCCAAAAAGUCAUAACAUAG
This is a messenger RNA of Triticum turgidum subsp. durum (durum wheat), 2694 nucleotides long. Lineage: Eukaryota; Viridiplantae; Streptophyta; Magnoliopsida; Poales; Poaceae. The record is from the annotation of a GenBank genome assembly.